Molecule: messenger RNA, 1296 nt
Organism: Naegleria fowleri
Lineage: Eukaryota; Heterolobosea; Eutetramitea; Acrasida; Naegleriidae
Exons: 1
Coding region: 1-1296 (431 amino acids)
Source: RefSeq, a predicted model, not a curated record
AUGCCAAAAGAGGAAUCUGGGGUGGUUUUUGUGGUUCGGAUCCCAAAAAAACAACAACUCUCAUAUGAACAUUUACCUCUGGGAUCUCGAAUUUUUAGAGAAGGAGAAUUUCAACCCGAUCAUUCAGAUAGUGUUGUACCACUAAUGCCAGAAGAGAUUGAUGAUUCCACGAUUCGGAAAGUGGAAAUCAAGCCUUUUAUCAAUAUUAGAAAAAUAAUUUCUGGAAAAUCUCAUUCUAAUAUACUAACCAUGGAUGGGCUUGUGUUAUCAUUUGGAUGCAAUUAUUUUGGGGAGCUUUGUUGUGGAUUUUGUGGGCCUUUAUUAUUCAAAGAAGAACCUAUCGAUUUGUGCAGACAAAAACAGGGAGAAGAUGGUUCUGGAAAUCGCAUCAUACAUAGAGGAAUGAUCCAAGCAGUAGGACCCAUUUCAAAAACGAAAAUUAUUGAUGGAGCUUGUGGAGUUAAUCAUUCUAUUUUCUUAAGCGAAGAUAGUAGAAUAUUUGUGAACGGAAAAUUUCAAAUGAAAUACAUUACGAGCAACAACAAUUCCUUGGAUGAUGCUUGUGUGCCAAUGGAAGUAGAUCAGGAGAACUGUUUUGGAGGCAAGAAACAAAUUAUUUCUGUGGCAGCAUGUGGCUCAUCUUCUGUAGUGUUAACGGCGAAUGGAGAAGUUUAUAAGAGCUCUGCUAUGCCCGUUGAUGAUUUGCAUAGUUGGUAUCGAGUGAUUAUACAAGAUUGUGUAUUCUCACCUGUAAAACUUUUUAGUUUUUUCCUGAGUACUUUUACUUCAAUGCUCUGUGAAAAUGGACAAGUUUACACGAUUUCAGAUAUGGAGUCUCAAUUUAAUAAUGAUGUUUCAAAUGUAGAAUAUGUUAUACCUGGAUAUUACUCUAAUGUUAUUUUCAAGUUAAGGAAUGGGCGAUUUUUUUCGUAUCGAAAUAACAGAUGGAUUGAUUUUGCAACACUUUUAGGGACAGAAGACGAAUUAAUUUCCAUUGAGUUUUGUGCAAAUUCCACUGUCAUCAUGUACACACAAUUUGGAAAAUGUUUGUAUUGUGACGAUUUUAAAACAGUGCAUGACUUGAGCACGCUUGAGUUUUCCAACCAAGGUUGUUCACAUGUCCGAAUUUCUGCAUCUAGAUACAGAUCAUACAUUUAUAACGUACCAUUAUACCAUGCAUCCCCUCUUAUUCAAAAAUCAUUCCCUUGCUUUUGGACAUUAUGUUUUCACGCUACUGCGGAAGGAAAUCAGGGCAUCAUUGUACUUUCUGAUAUUUUCAUUAAGACAAUGACAUGA